AUGUGUGUAUGUAUAUAUUUCGACCUGUUCUCAUUUCCUGCCGUGUGCGGCGUUGGGGAGCUGAUCCGGCAGCUGAAGAGGAAGAAAGGAGGUCUCUUGCUAGAGCCAGGUGAAAAAGAGGAAGAAAAGGCUCAGCAAAAUGAAGAGGAAGAAGGAGUGGAUAACUUAAAGCAGGCCGAAAGAGACAGAGAAGAAGAAGAAGAAAAAAAGAAAGAGGAUGCUCUUUGGGCCAGUUUCCUUAGUGACGUGGGACAGAAACCUAAAGCGUUGGCUGCCACACAAGUGACGCAGACUAGCAAGGCUGAAGAAAAGAAUGUGAACAAGCUUCAGGAGAAAUCAAAAGAGUCUGAGAAGCCAAAAGAUGCAGGAAAACUGACAAUCACCAAAGUGUUUGAUUUUGCGGGUGAAGAAGUCAGAGUGACUAAGGAAGUGGAUGCAACCUCAAAAGAAGCUAAAUCUUUUCUGAAGCAGCAAGAGAAAAUACAGUCAGGAGCUCCAGCUUCCCUCCCAACAGUCUCUGGGGUGAAGAGGCCAAGUGGUAUGAGCAGCCUCCUGGGAAAGAUUGCCUCCAAAAAGCAGAAGAUGAGCACGCUAGAGAAAUCCAAACUGGACUGGGAGAACUUCAAGGAGGAGGAGGGCAUUGGGGAGGAGCUGGCAAUCCAUAACCGAGGGAAAGACGGGUAAGAGAGACUUUGUCUGAUAAUAGUC
This is a messenger RNA of Struthio camelus australis, 708 nucleotides long. Lineage: Eukaryota; Metazoa; Chordata; Aves; Struthioniformes; Struthionidae. The record is from RefSeq and is a predicted model, not a curated record.